AAAAAAAGCCGUGUGCUGAGCUAAAUGUGCAGCAGACCAUGUAAGGGGUGUCCAUUUGGACAAACUUCGUCAAUCGAAAGGGGAAAACAUUUCAUUGACAACUACAAGAGAGUGCGGGCCUGAGCACAAGUAAUAUGAGUUUAGAAAAGAAAUAUACAUUUGUAAUAAUCCAUAAACGCUAACGAAAUUGCAUUUUGUUUGGUGUUUUUCCACGGUUGUACGUCGAAUCGCGUGUGACUAACACAAGUUUUGUCCAAGUCAAGUUGCCGUAGAGGCUCCGCUGAAGCGCUACCUCCGCACACGUCUGAUUGUAUUUUUUUUGCCACACGAGACUUCACGAAACAUGUUUGCGUCAAUUAGCUCGGAGUCCUCGACGCACCACGUCCAAAACUAGUAAGAUACAAGUCGUUGAAUCUUCGUGUGCGGUUGAAGUCGUCUCGGUGCAAGUCGAAGCUUCUCGGCCUCGCUUCACUUAGCCUGCUAGCCGCUAACGAAGCAGCGAGCGAGCGAGCGUCGCGGUUGGAAUUGCGAGCGAGAAGAACAGCAGGACACUCGGGGACCGAAAGAGCGACAGCGGCAACCAGCGGACGCAGUCUGCGAGAUGCAAAGCGGAAUUGGCUCGUGCGGAGCAGACGUCAGUGAACAUCUUGGUCCUGAGCGACAGGAGCCAAAGUUCCUUCCCAUUAAAGCGGAAAUGGAGGCUCAAGGGCCUCCCCGCAUUAAAGAAGAAGAGGAGUUGGAGCCACCCCACGUCAAAGAGGAGCCCGCGCUCCCCCACAUCAAAGAAGAGGAGGAGGAGGAGAUCACCGUGGCGCCAUCGACUGGUGUCCAUUUGAAGAGUGAAGAUGAUGGUCAAAGUGUGAAGAAAAGAGAGGCGGAGUUUCCAAGAAGCAGCUCAAGUCAACACAUGACAACGGAAGGUGGCGGAGACCACCGCGGAGGAUCACAAGCAGACGGCCUCUUCGCUCCACUGUCAGAUAGUGACGACACGUCACACUCGUCGGCCUAUAAUGAUGAUGAGGAUGAUGAUAAAGAAGAGUCUGAAGGCGAUACGACAUGUCACAUGGACAACAAACGCUGGAAAUGUUUUCAUUGUGGAAAAACCUUUGCUUAUAAGAGCCGUUUGAAACGACACAUGAGAAUACACACUGGGGAAAAACCUUUUGGCUGCACAGUUUGUGGUAAAAAAAUCUCUUCAAAGCAACAUUUAGAAUCACACACAAGAACACACACUGGCGAGAAACCAUUUGUCUGCUCAGUUUGUGGUCAAAGAUUCUCUGAUAAGGGAAACUUGAGAUAUCACACAAAAACACACACUGGAGAGAAACCUUUUGCCUGCUCACAUUGCGGUAAAAGAUUCUCUCAUAAGGGACAUUUAACAACACACACGAGAACCCACACUGGAGAGAAACCAUUUGUCUGCUCAGUUUGUGGUCAAAGAUUCUCUGAGAAGGGAACCUUAAAAGGUCACACAAGAACCCACACUGGUGAGAAACCCUUUUCCUGCUCAGUUUGUGGGCAAAGAUUCUCUGAUAAGGGAAACCUCAGAAGACACACAAGAACGCACACUGGAGAGAAACCUUUUUCCUGCUCCGUUUGUGGGCAAAGAUUCGCUCAGAAGACAAACUUAAGAAGUCACCGAAGUAAACACACUGGAGAGAAACCUUUUUCCUCCUCAGCAAGUGGCCAAAGAGUCUCUCAGAAGUAUAAGGUUAAGACACACAAGUGCGUUGGUGACAACAGCAGCGAUCAAUGAAGGGUUCGCCCGGAACCCGAGCUGGCUUCAUCAGUUUAGGAUAAUUGUUUUCUGUGUAACUUCGUCAAGGCCUCCUGUGGAAGAAGUGUUGGGAAGGAGCACUGAUGCUGAAACACACAGCAAUACAUCGGUUUGUCCAAUUUUUUGGUGAUAUGCAUAUCAAAGAAGCCAAUAACCGAUUGAAAUAAAGAAGAAAAGGACACAUUUUGUCAAACUCUGGGCAGGUCUGUGGCUUUGACCUUCAGGAGGUUUGUUUUCAUCACGUGAUGUCUAAAAAAAAACCCAGAAAACAAUAAAACCGUGACUUGAAAAGGUUGUAAAACAUGUCAUGUGUGGUCACCUGGAAUUUAAAAGGGUUUUCAAAGAAUACAAUUAUCACAUGCUGUAAAACUGGUACUUCAAAGGUGUCACGUCGUAUCAAAUCCGGCACUUCAAAGGAUCAUGCAAGGUCAGACAGAGUUACGUGAGGUCACGUGGUGUCAUUGGGGCAAGGGUCAUGCAAGGACAUGCCCGGGCAGAUUUCUGGGAGAGAGAGAGAAGGUGGGGGCUCACGCACAGACGUGUUGUGAAAUGUCUGGUCAGGAAACACUGGGGCUGACAAAGGGUCAGUGGGAGAAGUCUUAUCAGCUUUCAGGUCAUUGAAGGGGCGUGGAUCCCUCAAGUAGGAGGGGGUGACAGCGAGCAGGUAUCGGCGAACGUUCACAAAGCAGACCGGACGCCAGCAGACCAUCACGAGCCAGAUGGUACCGAUACGUCUUCUUACCAUGUCAACGCUCUCGCAACGACCCCAGAGACCGCGGAUGCACAGGGGAGAGAUGGGGGGGGGGGGGGGUAGUUCGACUGGCAGUUGAAUCCUUUCCGCACAUCCACCAUCCGCACGCACAACUGCUUUGGAGAAGUCCCAGGAGUUGACGAGACCAGAAAAAACACCUCCGCCGCUUCUGCUGUUAAGAAGUAGUCGUACUUUUACUCCGUUACAAUGAUCGAAAUGUCGCUCGCUACUUUUAUUGAUCCAUUAUUUCCCGCACGAGACUACGGCUUCGACUUCCGCAUCGGGGGCUGUUCGCGCAAUCAAUUUACGCGCUAGUGAGGUUUAAGUCGAGUUCACCAAUCAAAAGACACAAGAAAGUCACAUGACCUCAGACAACGGCUUCCCGGGCAUAGGUAUUAACAGAAGCUAAACCAGCCUGGCUGAUUGUCGUGCCUACGUGGCCACCAUGUUGGGAAGGUCCUUGUUACCAUGAAGGCGGCGGCCACUACGGCACGGUGGACGACUGGUUAGAGUUCUGAGGACCCGGGUUCAAUCCCCGGCCCCGUGGCUGCGUGGGGUUUCUCCGGGCACUCCGGUUUCCUCCCACAUCCCAAAAACAUGCGUGAAUUGGAGACUCUAAAUUGCCCGUAGGUGUGCAUGAGAGUGCCAACGGUUGUUUGUUCCUACGUGCCCUGCGAUUGGCUGGCAACCGGUUCAGGGCGUACCCCGCCUCCUGCCCGAUGAUAGCUGGGAAAGGCUCCGGCACGCCCGCGACCCGCGUGAGGAGAAGCGGCUCAGAAAAUGGCCACUACUCUUGUUUACAUUUCGACCAGGGAUGCCAAAAAUGCGGCCCGCGGGCCAGAACUGGCAAUCCAGCCUGUGGGGAUGUAGAACACAUUCACUGCUAUUUACUCUUCCGUUUAAGUAACAUUUUGGCUCAUCGGAUCAGCCAGUGUCGUAUUUGUGGCACUUUAGUAUUUUCGCAUCGAGGUGCUGCGGGUCGCGGCACUACUCGUGGUCCCAGCAGAACCGCGAAGAACACGUAACAUCGGCGACAAGAACUGAUCCGCUAGUACAUCUUGUAUUAAUGAGGAAGCGCGCCUACAAUAAUCUAAUUAGUUUAAUGUUAAAUGUAUUAAGCGACGGAGCGAUGUUAGGGAUUAUGUCACAACACAGAAUGUAGUAACUUCAAAUUCAGAAAUGGGCAAUAAAAAUGGAAAAAUACUGCACCUAACACUUUCCUGGUGGAUGCAUUUGGGAUCAGUCUUUGAAGUUGGUAAUUGUGAAGAACGAAGUGAAACAGACAAUGAUUUGAGUCAAUUCUUUUCCAGAAUGAAAGUGCUUAAAGGAUGAGGACGAUGCUAUUCAUGUGGCACAGCCUGAAGCAGGCAUCGGGUGCAGGUGCAGAUGGGCCUGGCUCACGUUGAAGGCCAAAGCAAAAAAGCAAAGAAAUGAGGCAAAUGGCAAAUUGCAAAUUCAAUUUGCACAUCAACAUGUACUUGAGCGGUGUAAAUAAACAUGAUUUGAUUUUG
Messenger RNA from Phyllopteryx taeniolatus (common seadragon), 4039 nucleotides. Its product is annotated as gastrula zinc finger protein XlCGF8.2DB-like. The record is from RefSeq and is a predicted model, not a curated record. Lineage: Eukaryota; Metazoa; Chordata; Actinopteri; Syngnathiformes; Syngnathidae. Gene Ontology annotation, biological process: regulation of transcription by RNA polymerase II. The coding region runs from base 602 to 1756 and encodes 384 amino acids. Gene Ontology annotation, molecular function: DNA-binding transcription factor activity; RNA polymerase II cis-regulatory region sequence-specific DNA binding. The transcript has 2 exons.